GAUAUUGGAAGCAUUUCUCGCCGCGCUUGACUUCUGCGUAAUUAUUUCCCAAUUGAUUAAAAUUAAUAUAAUUAAAAUAAUUAUAAAAAUAACAACUUGUCAUUGCACAGGCAGGCAGCAACAAAUCGAGGCAAACAGCAAAAGAAUUGAAGCUCGCCGAAACCGAAGAACAGCAUGAAAAUGGUGUUGUCGCAGCGGCAGCGCGAGGAGCUUAACCAAGCGAUUGCCGAUUAUUUGGGCUCAAAUGGCUAUGCCGACUCACUGGAGGCCUUUCGUAAGGAGGCCGAUCUCAGCACAGAAGCGGAAAAGAAGUUUGGCGGCCUUUUAGAAAAGAAAUGGACAUCGGUCAUACGGCUGCAAAAGAAGGUCAUGGAAUUAGAGGCUAAGCUAACGGAAGCUGAAAAGGAGGUUAUCGAGGGUGCGCCCACAAAGAACAAACGUACGCCAGGCGAAUGGAUACCCAGGCCGCCAGAGAAAUACUCACUAACAGGACAUCGUGCCAGCAUAACGAGGGUUAUAUUUCAUCCAAUAUUCGGACUCAUGGUUUCUGCUUCGGAAGAUGCCACCAUUAAGAUAUGGGAUUUCGAAACUGGCGAAUAUGAGCGUAGUCUGAAGGGACAUACAGACUCUGUGCAGGAUGUGGCAUUCGAUGCGCAGGGCAAGCUCUUAGCCUCCUGCAGUGCUGAUUUGUCCAUUAAAUUGUGGGACUUCCAACAGAGUUACGAGUGUGUUAAAACCAUGCACGGUCACGAUCACAAUGUCUCCUCGGUGGCCUUUGUGCCCGCCGGAGACUAUGUGCUAUCCGCAUCACGUGAUCGCACUAUCAAAAUGUGGGAAGUGGCCACGGGCUACUGCGUUAAAACCUACACCGGCCAUCGGGAGUGGGUGCGAAUGGUGCGCGUGCACAUUGAAGGCAGCAUCUUUGCCACAUGCUCAAAUGAUCACACAAUACGCGUUUGGUUGACGAAUUCAAAAGACUGCAAGGUUGAAUUACGUGAUCAUGAGCAUACGGUGGAAUGCAUUGCCUGGGCGCCCGAGGCGGCAGCAUCAGCAAUAAAUGAAGCAGCCGGCGCUGACAACAAGAAGGGUCACCAUCAGGGACCAUUCCUGGCAUCGGGCUCACGUGACAAAACCAUACGCAUUUGGGAUGUGAGCGUUGGACAGUGCCUGCUCACAUUGAACGGGCACGACAAUUGGGUGCGGGGCUUGGCAUUCCAUCCGGGUGGCAAAUAUUUGGUAUCAGCCAGUGAUGACAAGACCAUUCGGGUCUGGGACUUGCGCAACAAGCGAUGCAUGAAGACGCUCUAUGCGCAUCAGCAUUUCUGCACAUCAAUUGAUUUUCACAAAGCGCAUCCUUAUGUCAUUUCCGGCAGCGUAGAUCAAACAGUUAAAGUUUGGGAAUGUCGUUAGGAACUCGGCAAAAGAUUUGCUUAUUUCUCAAUUUAAACAUAAUUAAUAAAGCUACAAUAUUUAUAUAUAUAGAUAUAUAUAUAUGUAUGCAUAUAUAUAUAUUUGAGUAUGCAAAACAGCACACAGUCUCAGCCACCUUUACCAGAUGCAUCAAUGCAAACAUCAAUUGUAUAUUUCAAAAUAUAUCUAUAUAUAUAUGUAUGUGUAUGUAUACAUAUGAUGUAUGUCUAAAGUUAAAACCGAGCAAGCAGCAAUUAGAAGAAAAUAACUAAACAGCGAAAGAAACGAAAUAUUUAUUUAAUAUAUGGCCUCCUAACCAACUAACCUACCUACCUACCAACUAUACAAAGUACAUGCAUAUUUAUAUAUAUAUACCUUUAAAUAUACAUACGAUUAUUGUUAAUUUAAAUGCUGUGU
Molecule: messenger RNA, 1827 nt
Organism: Drosophila novamexicana
Lineage: Eukaryota; Metazoa; Arthropoda; Insecta; Diptera; Drosophilidae
Gene: Lis-1
Product: lissencephaly-1 homolog
Exons: 8
Coding region: 175-1410 (411 amino acids)
Biological process (GO): brain morphogenesis; retrograde axonal transport; vesicle transport along microtubule
Cellular component (GO): neuronal cell body; kinetochore; microtubule associated complex
Molecular function (GO): microtubule plus-end binding; dynein complex binding
Source: RefSeq, a predicted model, not a curated record